CUGUGUUCUCUCUCUCUCUUACUCUUUUUAUCCCCACAUGCCCAAAUCCCAAAUCACAAAUCUCUGUCUCUUCUUUCUCUCUCUCAAAAAAAAAAAGACGGAACAAGUUAUGGACAGUCUCCAAAAACUCAACCUUCUUUUCAUCUCUCUAGCCAUAACAAUCGUCUCUCUCAACAUCGCCACCGAUUUACCUUUCAUCGAAGUCAAAUUUCCAAACAACAAUAUAUUACUACGGACAACGCCGGUUAAAAACCAGUCGUCCAGUAUACCAAGUCGGGUCGGAUCAGAUGAGUGUCGGCUAUGGACCCAAGUCUGUUCCGAUGAAAUUCUCCGGCUAGCUCACGAACCGGAGAACGUGGCGUGGCUCAAACGCGUGAGGAGAACAAUUCAUGAAAACCCGGAGCUUGCGUUUGAGGAGUUUGAGACGAGUAGGCUCGUUCGGACCGAGCUGGAUCGUUUGGAUAUUCGGUACAAAUAUCCGUUAGCUAAAACGGGUAUUCGAGCUUGGAUCGGAUCCGGUGGCGCCCCUUUUGUUGCUGUUCGGGCUGAUAUGGAUGCCCUUCCUAUUCAGGAAGCAGUGGAAUGGAAACACAAAAGCAAAGUUGCAGGCAAAAUGCACGCUUGCGGUCAUGAUGCACAUGUCACUAUGCUUCUUGGUGCUGCUCAGAUUCUGAAGUCUCGUGAACAUCUUCUCAAGGGAACAGUGAUUCUACUAUUCCAACCAGCAGAAGAAGCUGGAAACGGUGCCAAGAAGAUGAUUGAAGACGGAGCCUUGGAUGACGUGGAGGCUAUCUUUGCAGUCCAUGUUUCCCACGAGCAUCCAACGGGCGUCAUUGGAUCUAGGAGUGGUCCUCUGCUCGCGGGAUGUGGAUUUUUCCGGGCAAUCAUUACUUCGGAAAAGUCCGGAAGCUCUGCUGAUCUUAUUAUUGCAGCUUCUUCCGCCGUCAUAAGCCUUCAAGGCAUUGUAUCACGUGAAGCUAGUCCUCUUGAUGCUCAGGUUGUGUCGGUGACUUCGUUUGAUGGCGGUCACAGUCUCGAUGCAGUGCCGGAUACGGUGGUUCUUGGGGGCACUUUCAGAGCUUUUUCCAACUCAAGCUUCUACUACCUUAUGAAGCGUAUUCGAGAGGUACUAAUGGAACAGGUAGGGGUUUUCGGUUGCAAAGCGACACUGAAUUUCUUUGAGGAGCAGAACGCAAUUUACCCGCCAACCACAAACGACGACGGAAUGUACACACACUUGAAAAAAGUCACCGUUGAUUUGUUGGGAGACAACAACUUCGCGGUGGCUCCACAAGUUAUGGGAGCUGAAGAUUUUGCAUUCUACUCAGAGGUCAUCCCGGCCGCAUUCUACUUCAUUGGCAUAAGAAAUGAGGAACUUGGAUCAGUCCACAUUGGUCAUUCACCGCAUUUUAUGAUCGAUGAAGAUAGUUUACCGGUUGGAGCCGCUGUUCACGCCGCCGUGGCUGAGAGAUACUUAAAUGAUAAACGUUCAUAAGAAUAAAGACAACCUUCCCACUUUUUUGGGUGAUUUUGUUUUAGGUGUUGCAUAAAAUUAUUAUCCAUCAUUGCGUCGACAGUGUUUAUGAACUUUUUUUCUUUUUUAUUUUAAACGUAUAGACCGCAUAUAUUGCAUAAGAAGACUCGUCCAAAAUGUAGUGUAUAUUGCAUAAGAAGACUCGUCCAAAAUGUAGUAAAUUUUAUAUUUUUUUUUU
Brassica napus (rape) is the source of this 1712-nucleotide messenger RNA. RefSeq names its product IAA-amino acid hydrolase ILR1-like 6. Gene Ontology annotation, molecular function: IAA-Ala conjugate hydrolase activity. Gene Ontology annotation, biological process: jasmonic acid metabolic process; auxin metabolic process. The transcript has 5 exons. Gene Ontology annotation, cellular component: endoplasmic reticulum. NCBI's taxonomy places the organism in Eukaryota, Viridiplantae, Streptophyta, Magnoliopsida, Brassicales, Brassicaceae. The coding region runs from base 38 to 1495 and encodes 485 amino acids. The record is from RefSeq and is a predicted model, not a curated record.